GCCAGCCGAGCCCGCUUCCCUCUCGGUAGGAAGCCCACCAGACCAGGCGGGAAGAAGUGGGCGGGAUCGUCGGGCCGCCCUUCACGCCCACCGCCACUUCCUGCUUGGACUCGAACUACAACUCCCAGAAAACCUCCGAGUGCCGGUCUGGCUCUGAAAGUGAAAACAAACUUUUUAAGGGCGGCCAGUUUCAGUGGAAACGCCACAUGUUUCGUUUCCGAGUGGGAAGCUCGGGGACGCGCCGAAGCUGCCGCCGGGAGCUGGUUUGGGGAGGGUUAGGGCGCGCUGGGGUUACUGGAGGUUAGAGGCCCGGCGGGUGUCCUGCGGAGGAGGCCGAAGGGGAAGAAAGGGGGGAAAAAAAUAGCAGGUCAGCCGCGGUGUCUGGUUCAAGUAGCGCCUCUCGCAAGAGUCCCACAUGCGAGCUGCAAACGUGAGCCCGGCGCUUCCCGCUGCUCCAGCCGCCGCUGCCGCCUUGGCAACCGCCUCUCGCUUUCGGACAGCUUUUCCCGGCGGGUUGCUUUCCAUGCUGGUCGCCCUGUGUUAUAUAGCCAUCUGGUUUCUUUUUCAACCAUGUGGGGCUAACUAAGGUGGGGAGGGGGAGAGAAAGGACUUCCCGGCCGCUUCUGGAGCAAUAAACAAACAUGGAGGAGGCGACCGGCAGCAAGGAAGAGCAGAGCCGCCUGGGCAACGGCGUGGAGAGCCCUGCCGAGGCUGCCAUGGACGGCUACUUGCGAUUUCAGGGAUUGUACCGCAAGCGAGUGGCGAAGGACGGGUCGUGCCUCUUCCGAGCGGUGGCCGAGCAGGUUUUCCACUCGCAGUCUCAGCAUCUUGAUGUUAGGAUGGCCUGUAUAAACUAUCUGUGGAAAAACAGAGAGAAAUUUGAAGCGUUUAUAGAGGGGUCAUUUGAGGAAUAUCUGAAGCGUCUGGAAAAUCCACAGGAAUGGGUUGGACAAGUUGAAAUAAGUGCCCUUUCUCUUAUGUUCAAAAAAGAUUUUAUAAUAUAUCGGGAACCAAACUGCACUCCUUCUUACAUAACUGAAAAUGGCUUUCCCGACAAGAUAUUGCUGUGUUUUUCAAAUGGCAAUCACUAUGAUAUUGUCUAUCCUAUAGACCACACAAUCAAGGCUGCUCUUUGUCAGUCUAUUCUGUAUGAAUUACUAUAUGAAAAAGUAUUUGACAUUGAUGUGAAUAAAGUCUUAGAAGAACUGAGCCAUGAUGAUUUGAUUAAGAAUGGCAGAAGAAACAGCGAAGAAUCUGGUUCAGAGCAUGAAGAUCUAGAAAGUGAAGAGGCUGUAAAAAGUUAUACAAACAAUAAGAAGCUUCGCAAACAUGGGAAAUCUCACAAUGUUACAAGCUUGCCUGGAAAAGUUCUUCGUUCCCUUAAUCCAUCAGUUUACCAAAAUGUUGAAUACGAAGUUUGGCGGCAGUCAAAAAUAGAUCAGCAAAAACAAGAUUUUUCUAUUGCUGCUGGCAUGCAGUAUUCAGUUGGAGAUAAAUGUAAAGUAUAUUUAGAGCACAGUGGAAGGUAUUACAAUGCUCACAUUCAAGAAGUCCAGUCUGCAGAUGGACCAGUUAUUGUUUUUGUGGAAGAACUUGGUGUUAAGCAUUCAGUACUGCUAAGAAAUAUUAAACCUCUUCCACAGGCAGCUCCUUUGGAAACCUGGAGCACAGUACUGGGGAAAAAAAUUAAAAAAGCCACUUCGGUGCAUGGGCAAAAUGUUCAGACUGAUACAGAUUGCAGAGGCUCCAAAAAUCCAAAUAGGCUAAUAAAAACCACAUCAGUUUUCCCUUCUCGAAUGCAAAUCACAAGACAGCAUCACUUGCCCAGUUUGGGGGUAUCUUCUCAACAAUCUUCUGGUCAUCACAAAACUCAAGGCAGAAACCCUCUGCAAGCUGUAAGAAAAACAGAUUGUGAGACAGUGCAAGAAUUGGACCACCGAAACAAGAAUUGUAAUGUUGGUCUUUCUGCAGAGGAACAGAAAGAGAAACAAGCUAUAGAUGAAGUUAAUUCACUUUAUGAAAUCCAGUUCCAGGAUGAAGAAGCUUUCCCUGCACUUUUGAAUACACCUGUGUCUCAAGUAGCUACACAGACUAAUGAGACCUCUGCAUGGCAAACAUCCCAAGUUCCUAAUGGGAAAAGAAUCGGCAACCUGAAGGAAGAACAGGUGGCAAAAAAUAAAGAUGCAAAGGAUGAGAAAGUGUCUAAUCUUGAGCAGAUUCUUGCAGAUCAGAAGCUGGAUCCUAGAAUGUCUAAGGACAGUAAGGAGGAUAUAGCUGUUGCAGAUAUAUCAUCUCCCUCAAGCAAUGGAAAUAUUCAUUCACCACCAAUUGAGCAGGAACCUUUAUCAGGUAUAAAUGCUACCCUGUCUUCAACUGUUCCUGAAAUACAUUUGCCUCCCACUGUGCCUUCUGCACCAGCUGUUGUGCCAGCUUGGUCAAGUGAAACAACCGACUACGGAUUAACAGGUGUUCCAUCCCAGAUUCCUGUGUCAUCUGUGAGAUCAACCCCAACCCCUGGAUUAGAUUCAACUCUGAGUCAGGGAACCUCUAGUCCAGUUGCUGCCAUUCCAGUAACACUCCAAACAGUUAAUCAGCCUUUAAUACCUAUGCCUCAAACACUGAAUCUUUAUCAGGAUCCCUUGUACCCUGGGUUCCCAAUAAAUGAAAAGGGGGAACGAGUUAUUACUCCUUCAUAUUCUUUGUGUGGUACAGGAGAAGAUCUACCAAAUGAUAAAAAUAUCCUCAGAUUUUUCUUCAAUCUUGGUGUAAAGGCAUACAGUUGUCCCAUGUGGGCGCCACACUCCUAUUUGUACCCUCUACAUCAAGCUUACCUGAAUGCCUGUAGAAUGUACCCAAAGGUGCCAGUUGCAAUGUAUUCUCAUCAUCCUUGGAUGCAGGAGAUACCUUUGACUCAGAAUGAAAAUGAACAAAUAAAUGGACCAUUCCAUGUACCAAAUGACGUUAGAAUGGAUGGACAAAGUCUGCAGACUGAUACUAUGUCUUCACCCAUGCCCCUGUUUAUACAUGCUACCCAAGUGCCUGAAAGUCAAGGACUUGUCUGUGUAGAGUCUGAGAAUCCGGCACAAGAAUUACAUGCUGGUUAUGAGGAGUCCCUAGGAGGCAAAAAUAUAUUUCCACAACCUCCAUUUGGGCAGAAUCCAUUUUUAGGUUCUGUACCACUUACAUCAGUUUUCCCUCAAUUUUGGUAUGGAUAUCCUGUUCCAGGUUAUAUUGAAAAUUCCGGAUUGAGGCAAGUUGUGCCACAGGAGGCCAAGAGAAGUGAUAUGGUCCUGUCUGUGGAGGAAACUUCUUCAGCUCCAGUUGCUGAAUGUGCCGAGCCACUUCAGAAAACCAAGGGUGAAAGAAAUCUCCAAGGCUUACCUCUCCCUAAAACUGCCAUCAAGAAUGAAUGUAAUAUCCUAAAUAAAACCUCAGCCCGAGUGCCUAUGGAUCAGCAGACCAGUCCUGCUAUCCCACCUGCUACUCAAACAAAAUCUCUACUCCAAAACCUCCCUCCCACAGAAAUGCAAGACAUCAAGAGACAAACAUCAACUUCAAAAUCAGAAUUUAAAAAUGUUCCUGGCUAUAAAGAAAAAAGUAACAAGUCUAAUGCAUUUAUAUCAGCAAGUGGGGAGGAAAGUAGAGUGUCAAGGGCAAGGGAAGAGAGCUCUGAAGAUGAGCAUGAAGUAUCUGAUAUGCUUAGAAGUGGCCGAUCAAAACAAUUUUAUAAUCAAACUUAUGGUGGUGGUAGAAGACCUAGAAGUGAAAGGAGCUAUCAACCUGGGAGAGGAGGUUAUCAGCAUCCAAAAAAUGAGGAACCAUGGAAAGGGUCACUAACUGGAAAUAGAGGGGAAGGCUCGCAUUAUCACCGCAAUUUCAGAGGGAGGCCAUAUCGGAAUGAGAGAAGAAGGUCAAACAUGGGAAAUAGUCAUCGAGGGCUACAGUUGUCUUAGAUAACAAAAUCUAGACAUUCAGCAUGCAUAUAAAUGCUGAGAUAUAUGCUCAAGGCUUAUAUUUCUGCUUUUGUUAAAGAUCAGAAUAUUCUUUUUGUUUUGUCAAAGGAAAGAUGUGGGUCCUUUCAGAAAUUUAAGUGGUUAGGUAUAUAACUUGGUAAUUGAUAAAAACUAAUUUUGCUUUAUUUAAUUUCUUAAGACUAAAUAAGAUUGUGUUUAUUUUUCCCAUAAAGAUUUAAGUUUGUGAGAGAGAAGAAAAGAAAGAAGCUAUAGUGAAAAAAUACUGUGGUUAUUUCAUACCUGAUGAUAGCGAACAUUGCACCAAAUACACUGUAAAGCAUAGUUGAGUAUGUUGAGUCUAAGGACUCUCAAAUCACUAGACUUAUUUUUGAUAUGCUUCCAAUCAAAAGCUUUUCAUCUCAAAGAAGCUUGUGAAACUUGAAUGUGUCAGUUUUUAUUUUGUUUUACUUAAAAUACUUUUUUUUUUUUGGCAAUCACUAUUUUUGUCUCUUAAGAUGGUUGACUGUGUUUUAGCCAUAGUGGUAGUGCGUGCGUGCGUGCGUGCGUAUUUCUUGAACUAUUUAAAAACAACCAAGAACCUGCAUAUAUCACAUGGGUAGUAUGCUCAGUUUGGUGAUUUCUUCCAAGGAGUCCUAAUGCAGGAAUGACUAUAAUAGUGCCUAUGCGAAAAUAUGUAUAUAAGACAAAAGUAGAUGCCGUGCAUUUCCAAAAUAAUUUUACACCUGUUACAAGUGAACUUUUAAGAUAGUUUUGCACUGAAAAUUCCCUAAACGAACUAUGGGAGAGAUGCAGGACAUAAGAUUAAACUGCAUUUGUCUUGUACUGUGGGUUAUUGAGGCUUUUUUCUUUUGUUGUUGAACAUGUUUGCGUUGUUUUAUAAAAAGUGUGAUUUUUUUUAAAAAAAUAAUUUGGUUAUUAUGGUGUGAUUUCUAACUUCACAGUCUGUCUAUGUGCUUUCCUUUGGUAUUGCAAACCAUUUUUUCAUGUCUAAAACCAAUUUGUGUACAGUUGUCUCUCUCUCUGUGCGUGUAUCUGCGUGGGUGUAAAAUGUGAUACUGGUAGUUACUUUUACCAUAACUUUUUUGAUCAGGUGAAUUGAGUGAUACUUGGUAAAUCCCCUUAAUACACACACGUUGUAUAAUUAAAGAUUUGCCCUUUCUGAUAUAGAUUUGAACUGUUGGCUUAUGCAUCUACUUCUAUAUGUACUAUACAGUAUAACCAGAAGUGACUUGAGUUUUGGACUGAAACUAAUUGAAAGUUAACUGGUCCCUGAAACAUAAGUAAAUCUAAAAUAAAUGUUAAAAAAAUACCAUUUAAAAAACAAAGCAGUGGAUACUCUUAAGAUUUUGUGUGUCAUCAGAUGAAAUAAUUUGUGCAUUGGAAAUUUAACUAACUUAGCUCUUCUGUCCCUUGUUCCAAAAUAAUACAAUUUUUCCCCCCUUGGUACCUUCUCUCAGCAGGAGGUCCUAUAUAUUCUAAUCAAUUGGUCCAUUUCCCAGAAGUGCAAAUAAGAUGGAUUAGUGAAUUCCCAAUUUUGGAAGAGUCCACAUGUAUACAUAGGAUAACAGAUAGAAUAUGAAACUUCUAACAUCACAAUUGCCUUAAUGCUAAUUGUUUAUAUACUUUCUUGAAUUUUUCCUAAAAUUGAUGAUAACCUUCCUUUAUUUUCAUUGCAACACCGUCCCCAAAUAUACAGCUUAUCUGAAGAAGUCAGUGGUGUGGCAACUAUAAAAAAAAGGCAUUGUGCUGUUAUAAACUAUCAGAAUUUAACAUCAAAUUUUGAUCCUAUCAAUUUAUAUUCUGACAGAAAAAAUGUAUUACAGGUUUAUUUUUACAGUGGAUAAAAUAUACAAAUGAAAGAUUGCAAUUUAAGAGACAAAGCUAAACUUUCCCUUGGUUUAUCAAUGAAUAAAAUUACUACUUAAAACUUUCAGGGCCUCUGGUGGCUCAGACUGCUAAGACAGUCUGUUAUUAACACAGCUGCUUGCAAUUACUGCAGGUUCAAGUCCCAUCAGGCCCAAGGUUGACUCAGCCUUCCAUCCUUUAUAAGGUAGGUAAAAUGAGGACCCAGAUUGUUGGGGGCAAUAAGUUGAUUUUGUAUAUAAUAUACAAAUGGAUGAAGACUAUUGCUUAACAUAAUGUAAGCCGCCCUGAGUCUUCGAAGAAGGGCGGGAUAUAAAUGCAAAUAAAAAAAAAUGUUACACAGUAUUGAUCUGAAAUGUAGAGACAUGUGCAGCAUCAUCUGAAAUGGCGGAACUAGGCUAAAAAUAACCUAGAGAGAAAUUUGGUCCCUUCAAAAUACAUUAAAUGUUUGGGAUAAUUUAUAAUCAACAUCAACCAAAGGAUAGUAGGGCUAAAUUAAAAACUCAGGGUGUGUGUCAGUUCUCAGAUAUUUGCUGUCCAAUUUUUCAUAUGGCUAAAAAUAUUUUUGUUGUGCGAAGGCUUAUUGUGUUCAUUAAAAUUUGUCAAAAUGAAUGAUGUGGGUAUAUUUGGAGCCUGCUGCAGAUAGGUCUUCAUUUUUCAUAAAACAAAUUGCCAAAUACCUUUUAUACAACACUGAGGACUAGGUAAUUGAAAAGAACUUGCUACUCAGAGAGCAAAUUGGAUUUAGGUUUGGUCACUCUACCAUUCAUAAUUGUUCUGUCUUGUGUCAUCUAAUAGAAAAAUAUAUAGCUAAAGGGAGAGACGUCUUCGUAACUUUUAUAGACCUUAGUGCAGCAUUUAAUUCAAUAAAUGGGUGGACCUUCUUUGGAAGAAAUUUAAGAAUCUGAACAUGGAGCCCAGACUCAUCUCUUUAAUUAAGGCAUUAUACUCAAAACAGGAACAUGUACUUCCUUAACAGAAAAUUAAUAUCAAUAAAAGGGUCAGACAAGGAUGUAUACUGGCUCCUGUUUUGUUUAAUCUGUAUAUUUACAAUAUCCCAAACUCCAUUCAACGAAUAUGCAUAUGCCUAAAAUUAACAUGUAAAUGUUCUGCUUUAUGCAGAUGCUAUAAUAUUGAUGCCAUAUAUUCAGGAAUAGGGUCAAGAAGCGACCUGUGCAGAUUUUCUUCAUACUGUGCACUCUACCUGAACGUCAAAUCUAAAAUUAAGGUAGUUAGUUCUCAAUGUGGAACCAUUUGUUUAAUGAUUAUUUGAAGUUACAAUGCCACUGAAAAAAGUGAUUUAUCACUCUUUUUCACACCUGUGACUUGUAGCGUCAUCAAGGUCGUGAUCAAAAUCUGGAUGCUUGGCAACUGGCUUGUAUUUAUGACUAAAUUAACUGCAAUAAUUCACUUAACUGGCAAGAAAGGUGGUAAAACGGAGCAAAAUUUACUAACUAACCUGUUCAACAGAAAUUUUGGGCUCAAUUGUAAGUUGUGGACUAUCUGUAGUAGUUUUGGGGAAUAAGUGGAUCCAAUUGGAGCUUGGAUAGGGAGCAUAGAUAUUAAGUUGUAUCUAAAUUUAGAAUUUUUUUCUGCAGAAACAGGUUCCUGUCUCCUGCAUUUUAAGAGCUACAGCUUUAAAAAUGCCAUAAGGCAGCUCACCAACGAUAGAUAACUUGAGUCCUCUACUUCCAUUCAUAAAGGUAUGUAACAGCAAAAUAGUUCCAGAGAUUGCGUACGGCACAGAACCAUGGGACUAUAUAAAUACUGCCUUAUUGA
Messenger RNA from Ahaetulla prasina, 7616 nucleotides. It is a transcript of the gene OTUD4, whose product is annotated as OTU deubiquitinase 4. The record is from RefSeq and is a predicted model, not a curated record. Gene Ontology annotation, biological process: negative regulation of interleukin-1-mediated signaling pathway; regulation of protein K48-linked deubiquitination; negative regulation of toll-like receptor signaling pathway. Gene Ontology annotation, molecular function: cysteine-type deubiquitinase activity; K63-linked deubiquitinase activity. NCBI's taxonomy places the organism in Eukaryota, Metazoa, Chordata, Lepidosauria, Squamata, Colubridae. The transcript is spliced from 21 exons. The coding region runs from base 642 to 3953 and encodes 1103 amino acids.